UCAGGCGCGUCGCUCAGGUCGAGUGUCGCCUCGAAGCGAACGAACACACAGGUAACGAUGUCGCGCUUCAUGUUCAGCAUCGGCACGGUGCUGCGCGAGACCGGCCAGGCGCUGGACCGCAUCGGCUGCUCCAUGCAGGGCAGCAACGCGUUCCGCGAGGCCAUCUCCAAGCACCGCACGAUCAUGGGAAUCUACGAGAAGACCCCGGCGCUGCCCCGCGCGGGGUUCAUCGCCCCUUCCGCGAGCGUCAUCGGCGACGUCACCAUCGGCGAGAAAUCCUCCGUCUGGUACGGCGCCGUCCUCCGCGGCGACGUCAACUCCAUCCGCAUCGGCUCUCAGACCAACAUCCAGGACAACACCGUGAUCCACGUCGCCAAGACCAACGUGGGCGGCGUCGCGGCUCCCACGAUCAUCGGCGACCGGGUCACCGUGGGUCACAACGCCAUCCUCCACGCGUGCACCGUGAAGGACGACGCGUUCGUCGGCAUGGGUGCCACCGUCAUGGACGGAGCCGUGGUGGAGAGCGGCGCGAUGGUCGCGGCGGGUGCGCUGGUCACGCCGGGCACCGUCGUGCCAACCGGCCAGCUGUGGGCGGGGGCGCCCGCGAAGUUCAUGCGCGAGAUGACCGCGGAGGAGAAGGCGUUCACGGUGACAUCCGCGGAGACGUACGCCGAGGUGGGCGCGGUGCACGCGGCUGAGAACGAUAAAUCGUUCGAGGAGCUCGAGUACGACAAAGCCGCGCGGCGGAUGGCUCGAGAGCGGGAUCCGGACUAUGAUUCCCACCUCGGCAUCGAGCGCUCGCAGGUCAAGGUCCAGGUCUGAGCCGCUUCUGACGCUCGGGUUCGUUUGGAACGCGCCGAUCGAUCCGACGACGAUCGGGCGAUUCGUCCGUAUUCUCUCCGCGUUGCGACGUGGUUGUACCUUGUGCUGUAGAACCCUUCCGUAAACUGAUUUUUGACUCAACUUUUACACACUUUAUGUU
This is a messenger RNA of Micromonas commoda, 982 nucleotides long. RefSeq lists its product with no specific name. NCBI's taxonomy places the organism in Eukaryota, Viridiplantae, Chlorophyta, Mamiellophyceae, Mamiellales, Mamiellaceae. The coding region runs from base 58 to 822 and encodes 254 amino acids. The record is from RefSeq and is a predicted model, not a curated record. The transcript is spliced from 2 exons.